AUGGAAGCAAUUAUCUCUCUUUCACCAUACUUAUUGGUAAAUAAUGUUUCUGCAGCCAAAGAACACAUGAUUACUUUAUGUAGUGAAAUAGCAAAACCUAUGACUGAUAGGCACUUGUUAUUCAAAAUAAUGUUUGAAUUGUUCAUGCGUUGUGAUCUCAAAACUUUUGACAUGAAUGAUGACUUGGACACGGAUGAAGAAUAUGAAGGCGACUUAAGUGUUGACAAUAUUUUACCAUUACUAGUUACCUGUAUUGAUUAUGAUGUCGAUGAUAGUAGUUUUAAGUCAGUGAUUGUAAGUAGUUAA
Molecule: messenger RNA, 306 nt
Organism: Macrosiphum euphorbiae (potato aphid)
Lineage: Eukaryota; Metazoa; Arthropoda; Insecta; Hemiptera; Aphididae
Source: the annotation of a GenBank genome assembly